UAUGGCGUUUAUCAUAACGGUAGAGUACUUUUUAGCACGUAUUUUGCUCAUUUGGUGAAAUAAUCUUCAAACUUUGGGCUAUCCAAGGAAUAUUUUACAAUGCCUUACCAAGUUUUUCGCCAUUUUCGCUUCGUGUUCCAUCCAUUCAUACGUUUUUGCAAGCUACUUCGUCGUCGUAUCAAAACAACUAUCACAACAAUCUUCAUAACAUGUUCUCUAAUGUUUUACCUCGUUCAUAACGAUUCUUUGUAUUUUGGCUUCGGAGAGGAUUCAAAAGAGUAUUUAGACUAUAUUUCAAAAACUGCUUCUUGUAAGUUACCGAAAUUAAACCCUUUUCACAGGAGUAUUUUGCCGUACAUCAAGAAUUUGCAGCCAUUAGAGUGUGGAAGGAGUAUCUCGACAUUCGAAAAGGACGUUCUUCGAGUUGAAGGUGAAAACAUUGUAUCUGUUUACUAUAGGACUCUAACGAGACCAGAUGGGAAUGAUGAUGCUGUUAAUAUAUCUGAGCCAAUAGAAAUACCAAACUUGUUAAACAAACACGUUGGUGGGAAGAGAGCAGAGGACGUCAUCAAACCUGGUGGCUAUGGGUGUAUUGUACACAAGAUUAGCCAUAAGUGUCUUCACCCCUAUGGUGGGAUAGGCUUACCAAACGGACUUCAACCCGUAGUAUUUCACGAAAACUGCUGUGAAAAGGCUGCUUACUUCCAAAUGGAGAAGGAUGGCGCCAUAAAACAUGUUCAGAGCAAUCGAUGUAUUCGUCAAAAACGUCCUGGAACAAUCGGUACAGACAUUACUUUGCACCAGAAAUGCGAUACCAAGUUCGAAGUCAUUGACGGAUAUAUUAAACUGAAAGACAAAGAUCUUUGCUUACAACCCGCGAGUAGACGGGACGAUCCCGCGAACAACGAGGAAAUCGUGCUUGAUGGAGAUUGUAACAAGGAAAGACAUUCUUUUUACUUUAAUUUUCUUGAAGGAACGCAAUUUAAGGGAGAAGUAACCGUAAACACUGAUUUUAUACGAGUUGAAAUCAAAAAUGGCGGAACAGCAGACGAUGUUAUAGAAACUCAUAUGCAAACGAACUUUAAGAAAGAAGUUGGGGAGAGAAAGAUUAUCCCUGCUGGGAUCCCUGUGGAUAUUGUGAUGAUCAUGUUUGAUUCGACUUCUGCUGCAAACUUCAUACGGAAAAUGCCUAGAACGUACAAAUACUUGAAAGAGACCUUGAAUACUGUCUUCUUGAAUGGUCAAACAAUAGUUGGAGAUGGAACAACUGCUCAACUAUCAGCUAUACUCACAGGAAUUCCAGAACAUCAUCAACCAGAAAGCAGAAAAGCGUUUCGCAAUGCAAAGCCAGUUGACAACUGGCGGUGGAUUUUUAAAGAAUACUCGAAGCAGGGCUAUGUCACCAUGUACUCCGAAGAUUCUCCGGCAGUCGGAGCGUUUAAUUAUCGAUUGAUGGGCUUUCGCGAUCCACCGACAGACCACUAUAGUAGAUAUUUCUGGCUUGAAGCAGAGAAUUAUGUUAAAAAAGUGCACUGCACUGGUAACCAAGCUAUUCAUAACCUUACUUUGAACUAUUUGUUGAGCUUGUUCAGAACGUACAAGAAAAAUCCAAAAUUCUCGUUGCUGAACUUUUCGAAUCUCGUGCACAGAGACCCGAAUGCCAUAACCUAUGCUGACGGAGAUCUCUUGAAUCUACUUCAAACAAUGACAAAGGAAUCCUACUUGGACAACACCUUUCUUUUUAUUUUUGGUGACCAUGGUUACAGAUUUGGAGGCAUGAGAAAACAGACGUUGCAAGGAAAGCUCGAAGAAAGGUUGCCGCAUUUCUCAAUUUCGGUGCCAAAAUGGUUCACGAGGCAACACAGAAGGUUGUACAACAAUUUAAAGUUUAAUUCAAGGCUUUUGACUUCACCCUUUGAUAUUUACGCAACUCUUAAAAAUACUUUGAGUUACCCAUGGGCACCAAAGUACGUUAUGACAGGCCAAAGCUUACUUUCUAAGAUCGAUCCUUAUAAAAGAACCUGUGGCAAUGUUGGUGUACGCGAUCAUUGGUGCCCUUGUCUGGUCAUGGAAAAAGUAUCUGUAAAGGAUGAAGUGGUCAGGGAGCUAGCUACGUUUGCGGUGUCGUCUAUCAAUGAUCAAAAUAAUGAUACGUCAACCACGUCUAAGCUAUGCCUUCCCUUGUCCUUAAAGCAAGUUGUACAAGUUUCUCGAGAGAUGCCUAGCCAUACAGUACAAACGUUUAAGUUCUCCUUCAAGAACAAGGAAUGUGAUUCCUGUGGCGCGAAGCUUGCUGCGAAGGCCGUAAAUACGAUGGUCAAAGACACGUUGUAUCAAAUCCAAUUUACUACCAAGCCAAACAAUGCUACUUAUGAAGUAAGCAUUAGUUUGAAUGGGGGUGUUGCGUCUAUUGAUGGAGAGAUAAGUAGACUCGACUCUAUUGGAGUCCAAGCUGAUUGCAUUAAAGAUACCUUUGUGCAUCUCAUUAAGUUCUGUUACUGUAAAACGAAAACAAACUUCAAGCAAAUAAAUUGAAUUUUAUAAA
This is a messenger RNA of Actinia tenebrosa (Australian red waratah sea anemone), 2545 nucleotides long. RefSeq lists its product as uncharacterized. NCBI's taxonomy places the organism in Eukaryota, Metazoa, Cnidaria, Anthozoa, Actiniaria, Actiniidae. The record is from RefSeq and is a predicted model, not a curated record.